AUGGAAGGCACGUGGUUCGCCAUCAUCAAUGCUGCGCUGUUCGUGAUGCAAGCCGUCGUGAACAUCGUGUACGCCAAGCGCUUCGUCACCGUGGCGCGGGACUACGAAACGCUGAUCACGCCAGCAAGCUACGCGUUCGUGCUCUGGAUUCUCGUGUACGCACUGGAAGCUGUGCUCGUCGUCGUCGAUGUCAUCGCGCCGCGCUACUCAAUGUUCGGUGAAGCCAACCAGCCAGCUCAGCUACGUCUGUGCUUCGGUUUGACCUUCGUCUUGAACACCAUUUGGGUCUUCUUGUACGUGUCGGGCCACGUGUACGCGGCGACUGUGAUCAUCUACGCCCUCUGGCUGGCCUUGCUGGUGCUGUACAUCUACGCCGUGAACGAUCGGAACGCGCGCGAGACUGGUCCGUUUGACUGGACCCUGUACCUGUGUAAUGAGCUUCCAAUCUCUGCGUACUUCGCGUGGGUGACGACAGUUGCCUUCACCCACCUGGCGAUGUCGAUGCAGCACUCGAACCACGACUUCCUGGGCCUCACGACCUACGUCUCGUAUCUCUGCGUUGUCAUCGUGCUGGGGCUGCUGACUUCACGCUACGCGCAAGACUUGAUCUCCGGCCUGGUUAUCAUCUGGUAUCUCAUCGCUGUCUUGAUCAAGCACGUCCAGCUCCCACACUCGGUGCAGUGCAUGGAUAUCGCCGUGCGCGCGUGUGCUGGAGAAGGAGCUGCGAUCAUUGCGGCGGUGCUGGCGAUCAAUCUUUGCCGGUCGCUUAUGGAGGACAGUGAAGUCGUCCUCCAGCCUCGAAUAUGGGCUCGGGGAUGGCUGUCGUCGCGGGUGCCACCUACGGGGCCACCAGUGCAUAACAGCGCACUUCCUGCUGUUCCUCGCGCCACUGCUCGCGUCGCUAUCGCUGUGCACUCAGCUACUGGCGUUCCAGUCCCGUAG
Molecule: messenger RNA, 942 nt
Organism: Phytophthora sojae
Lineage: Eukaryota; Oomycota; Peronosporomycetes; Peronosporales; Peronosporaceae
Exons: 2
Coding region: 1-942 (313 amino acids)
Source: RefSeq, a predicted model, not a curated record